Molecule: messenger RNA, 6611 nt
Organism: Pocillopora meandrina
Lineage: Eukaryota; Metazoa; Cnidaria; Anthozoa; Scleractinia; Pocilloporidae
Source: the annotation of a GenBank genome assembly
AGUAAAUAUCCCUUCACUUCCGAUUUUCUUUUUCCAAGCGGUAGCUUUUUUUCGCGGAAAAACAUCGCAGUGAAUGGCGAACUUUGACGCUAUCUUUGACGAGAAUCUUCAAGAGGAUGAACAAAGUUCGCGUGUUUCUGACGAAAAUGUCCAGGUGACACUAGAGCCGGUUGUUAUUCGCGGAGUAGGACACAUGACAGUGUAAGCUUUGUUUACGGUUAAUUUUACGUGCCGUCCAGAGUUCGAAGUUCUGCCAUUGAGAAGAUGCCUGGCAGUCUCCUAAAAAACUAGUAACAUUUGUUAUACAAGGAAAUCAUUACCUUUUCCUUCUGUUCUUUUAGGUUCGGGCUCAAUAGCAAGUUUGAUGUGGAAUUUCAACAAGCCCUUAGUGCCAAGGUGAGGUGGUUGUUUCGGUAGAGUGGCUGGAUUGAAUCACGCGCACUCAGUCGUUUUAUGGGGGUCUUUAAUAACAACGUUAAUAUCCUUUCCGGUGACUAUUUCAUCUAGUUAUGGUUUUUAUAUCACUGCUGGCUACAUAAAUUUCUGAUAUACCAAGUUUUACGACUUUUGCUCCUCUAAUAAUCUUAAAAAUAAUUGUAAUAAUUCGAACAAUCGUACGUGUGCUUCCAUUGUUGCGUGUGUGUUUUACUUUAUCGCCGUUUACCGUUUGUCUGAGUAAUUGUGGCGACUGGAGUCGUGAUCUUCCUUCAUUUAAAGCAGCAACCAAGAUGACUGUUUCUUCUGCUUUUCUCGCGCUCUAUCAACGUGUACAAAGAACGCCAUCGCAGAUGAGAAUAACGUGCUGAGUGGAUAUUUCGCUUUGCUGUACUUUGAGUUUUUUCUCAUAAUGGGGUCAAUCAAUGAACAACACUCGCAGGAAUUUAUCUCCUCCAUCUGGCUUUUGUAGCUCAAGUCUUGGAUGUAAUCACCUUGCUAUUUAUGAUUUGACCGAGGAUAUAAAACCCAUUUCUCUCUCGUUUCCUCUCAAUUGGGCAUGAAAGGUUCAUCUGUGCAAUUAAAUAAAACCUAUCAAGGAACACUGUUGUUUGCUAUGAUAAUGUUUACUAAAUUUUGCGGUGAUUAGUGGUGUUGUUAACUCUUAAGGACAAAGGACUUAACCAUAAAGUAGCAUAUAUUCAUAUAUUGUUGAAAACAUCUAUUUUACCUUGUUGGAAGUGGAUCAUUGCUUUAGAUCAAUUUAUGAUAAAUUUUUUCAAUGUUCGCAUAUUUAAUGCAGUUUAAAGGUUGCCAAGAAACUUUUUAACUCACACAUUUUCAGUCAUGAAAAUAUGACAAGUACACAGCAAAUGUCUGUUACUUAUUAAUACAAGUUUAUGGUUUUGUGAAAUGGUGAAUACGUGUUAAAUGCCUUAGACCUUCAGAUUCUGUGCUCUGAUGCUCUACCACUGAGCCAUAGAGACUCUAUGGUAAACGAGUUCAUAUGACACACGUCCUGCAUACCAUUAGGAUCAAUUAUGUAUAUAGCAUCAUGUUUGUAAAUAGAAUGAGAGAGAUGCUUUGUAAAGAAAUAGAGAAAGAUGGUUUUUGUCUUGUGAUGAGCGUGGGACAAAGAAAAAAUUCUGAGUCCCCAUGAGGAAUUGCACCUCAGACCUUGCUCCGAUGCUCUACCACUGAGCCACAGAGACUCUAUGGUGAAUGAGGUCUAUUACAAAGUUCAUAUGACACACAUCCUGCAUACGGCUGGGAUCAGCAAUGAGCAUUGGAGUCCAGAAUCCAAAGGCCUGAGGUUCAAUUCCUCACAGGGACUCAGAAUUGUUUCUUUGUCUACUGGCACCUUUCAAAUGACUCAUUCAAGGCUUUAACUUGAAAUAAGAUUUAUUUAAUUUAUUGCAUGAUCACAAGUGAUCAAUCUCAAGUAAGGAGUGGUUAAUGUGAGUCCAACUUUCAAUCACACUGUGGCAAAAUCAACUGAAAAAAAAGAGUCGCACAUGAGAUGCAGCUGAGUGUGUCAGUGAUGUUGUUACAAAAUUUUGAUGUCCUCUGUGAUCUAUUACUUAACAGACCCUUAUCAACCUGCAAUCUGUUCCUACCAAAUAAGUAAUAAGUAACAGCCAAUCAAUGUGUGUUUCAUUCAGCUUCAUAUUAAUGUGAGUAAGAACAUUUGAUUUGUAUGUGAUACUGAGAACAUUGAACUUCUUUCCCUGGAAGUGGCUGGUCAUAGCAGUAGGGGUACUUGAAAAAGAAAAAGAAAAAUAAAACCCUGAGGCUUUUACCAACAUAAUCCAAUGUUUGUCUUACAUGUCUUACAUGCAGGUAGCCCCAGAAGAGUACAAAGCAACAGUCACAAGAGUUAAUAGAGUGCUUAGUAAGACAAUGCCUGUCAAUGUCCGCUGGUUACUCUGUGGAUGCAUAUGCUGCUGCUGUACCUUGGGAAUGUCCAUGUGGCCUGUGGUUUGUCUCAAUAAAAGAGUAAGUGGAUCCAGAAGAAGUAAACUUCAGAACAUGUAGUUGAAGGUCCUAACUAAAAGAUAACCAUGUUGCUUAAUCUAAUCCACACAAACUGCAGUUGGUACAAAAUUUUGGUGCCAGAGCUAUAUUAGGUUUAAGGAAGUUUAACUGUAUCUCUAAGGGACAGAGAUCUCUUAAGGCCUAUUUACACGGUACGACUUUGUCGCAUGCGACAAGCUUAUGACAGGCCUACAACAUGACUUAGGACAAUUUACAUGCACACGACAUUUUCACCUACGACAUGCCAAAAUCGCGUGCAAUUCCACUCGUUUCGGCUGCGGUCAUUGUUUCAAUAAUUUGCAAGAGAAGGAAAAAAAUAUCUUCCUCGCUCCACAGUGAUAUCAUAUUCUCUGUUUCCUCAUCUGAGAAUGUAUUUUUCGCUUUGGAAGCAGUCUUCAACUUUCCGGAGGCGACUUCCUCCACCAUUUUGAUGCAAGAAAAUUUCACCUUCCUCCCCUACUCAGUAGAAAUUUGUCACAAAAUACGUCAUUUUCUAUCAAUUUCGGCUACGAUUGUCGCAGCGUUUUAAAACAUGUUUUAAAAUCCCACGACAUUUUUUGUGAUGUGCAUGACAGUCUUAAGCGAGUGGUAGGUUUGAUUUACAUGAUACAAUUUGUGUUGUAGGCCUGUCGUAAGCUUGUCGCAUGCGACAAAGUCGUACCGUGUAAACAGGCCUUUAGAUGGUUAGAUGUGACGGAAAAGGUUAUAUUUAAUGACUUAGUUUCAGCAUUCAAAUGUAUAAAUGGCCUAGCUCUAGAUUAUUUAGGUAAAUAUUUUGAUAAAGGUUCAGCAGUUCACAACAAUAACACAAGGGUAUGUAGCAAUUUUGUGGUCCCCUAAUGUAGAUUGUCAAUGGGACAAAGGGCAUUUUACUUUUGGGGUCCAAGGGAAUGGAAUGGGCUAGCCAACAAUAUUAAGAACACUAAAGAAAUUAAUAGUUUUAUGAAGAUACUUUUUAAUAAUAUGUUUUGUACAAAAUAAUUUUGAAUAUAUUUUGAAUAACUUUGAAUAUAUUUUUAUUUUAAUUAAAUUACUGUAAAUAAGCUUUCUUAAUUACCAGUGUAUGGUAAUAGUUAACAUUGUGAUUGAAAAACCCAGUUGAAGGGAGUUUCAAUCAAGUAUGUAUGUAGGUAUGAAUGUAAUUAUGAGACUGAGUAUUAAGAACUUAGCAGCAGCAACAACUUUUCAGCCAGGCAGGAUUGGGAUGAACAUGCUAAUAGCACCAGGAUAAGGGAUUCAAAAAGUCUGAACCCUUAACUACUGGCUUCUCAGAAAUGACUCAUUCAAGGCUUAAACAUGAAAUAAGAUUUACCUCAUUUAUUACAUGAUCAAAAGUGACCAAUCUCAAGUAAGGAGUCUUUUGUGAGUCCAACCGUCAAUCACACUGUGGCAAAAUCAAUGAAACAGUUUCCAUAAACUUGACCCAUAAUAUGAAUAUGAUAAUAAUUGCCACUCAGAACUCAGAUUAUGACAUCUAUUCAGGCCAUAAAAAAGUCUUUCCCUGACACCCAACAAGAAUCCCCUUCAGAAUUACCAGCACUUGGAAAAUUGUAUUACAUGUAGUAUACAUAAUUGACUGAUACUCUGUUAUUAAGUUAAAUAUGUAUUUGUUGUUACAAGUAAUUCCAGUGAUUUGAAGUGACUUCUGCUCUCAUUGAUACUUGAUCAAUCUUUUCUUUGUUGCAGACAAGACAUUCAAUAAAUAAGGUGUUAGAUGCUGAAAAUAAUCACUUGUAUCAUAAGGUAUGUCUUUCAAGGGAGUUUUGAAGUUUCUGUAUUUCAGAUCAGGCUUUUUAUUUUUGAAAAGUUGUAAAAAUCUCCUAUGUUUUGCAAACACUUUCCGAGACUGAUUAAUUUUUAUGUAGAUGUCUCAUGAAAAGCAAUGGUUGAAUGAAAAAUAGAUUAUGUUAGGUGGUAAUGUGGAUAGUAUUUACAUUUAUACCAAAUGAAGUAGGUGUUUUCCUAAUUCUGAGUGAAUAAAUCCCACUGAUAGUCAGAAUUUAUUUCCUCCACAGCUUGGGCUUCACUGGCGAUUAAAUAAACAGCGAUGCAAUUCCAGUAACAUGAUGGAAUAUGUGAGUGUUUGCAUUGGGCAAUUGUUUCUAUUUCUUGCUAUGAACAUGAUUUUAAAUCUUUGACUAGCAUCAUCAGUACCAGUGGGUUUAUGCAGUUGUUUAUUUUUUUGUUGUUGUCCUUCAAGUCUGUCAGGAAGAUUCUCCACCAAAAGGUGACCAAACUCUUUGUGUGUGUUGGUUCCUUUUGGUACUUUAUUUCUUUCUUAUCUUUCUUUGAAGAUGAAUAUGACAAUUUCAUAUUUACACCCUAGGUACUGCUGGUCGAGUUCUUACCAAAGGAGCAAAUUUUACGACCUGACUGAUGACUCCAGAAUGUUUCACCUUCCUGAUAUAAUUCUAGAAUUGUAUAUUUCAUAAGAUAAUUUGUAAUCUGUAAUAUACACUGUUGUAAAUUGCAAAUUUAUGAUAAAUUUAUCAAUAAUAAUUGAAAGUCUUUAGUUUUCUGAUGAACUGCUAAGUUAACUCAGGAUCCAUACAAUCCUGUAGUUAACUUAUAAGUUUAAUUUUAAUUCCUGGUUGAUCAUGCAGUCUCAGUCUAAAUGACUUUAUUUUUAUAUGAAAGACAAAUUAAAAAAAGUUCUUUAUUCAUGUAUUUACAUAGAUGUCCAUAAGUUAUAACCAAUUCCUAUUUUUUAUCCAAUGAUUUAUCCUUGAGUUUUGAAGAGAGACAGAGAGGAGUUAUUGCAGGAUCUCUUGCAGGAUCUCUUGUCGUGCAUUCCUUUUCUGCCUUGUAGGUCAACCAGGUUAGAGGGGAAGAGCUUUUAAAUCUUCAGGUCACGCAAAGCAAAGGAGAAGAAAUUGACCAUAUUUCUACUGCCAAUAACAGAACAACUUGAUCUCAUUGAUUUACCAAUUAAAAUGUGACUACCCAAAAAAUAUUGGGUAGCCCUGGUACAGCUCAUUGCCUUGUUUGAAGAGAUUUUAGCUAUUUUAUGUAAAUAACUAGUAAAGCCCAGAAAACUGUCUUGAAUAUGGAUUCCUGCUUUUUCCAAUAGAGAGGACAAUAUCACAGGAGGUAGUACUAGGGUUAUCAUAGCUUAUAUCAGUAUGUAAGUGAUCAAUGAUCCAACUAUUGCUUGUGAGGAAUAUAAAUUAAUUUUCAGCCUCUAUUAAGAAUGAAUUUAGAGAUAUUUUUAAGUGAUAUUGUUUAAAGUUUUAAGUCAUGUGAGGGUUGAGCUGUAAUGGCCCUGUAGAAGGAGUUUGUAUAAUAUUAAUGUUUAUCUUAACGCCAAUAGGUUAGAGAAUCCAAAUUCUUUGCACACAAUAGAAGCUUUACGUAUUUAUUUAUGCAAUCUGUUGUUUCUAUUGCCUUGGAGUUCCAAGUUUGAGGUAUUUCCUCUUGAGCAAUUUUAAGUUGAGUUUCACUGGUAAUUUGGAAUUGCAAUGGUUUUGCUUUGCCUCACUCUUUGAUUGGUUUAAAAAAUGUUUGCCACCCUCCCACCAAUCUAGGAAGCCAUUUGCAACUUGGUCACUUGCAGUUUUCUUUCUUUUAGUCGGUUUGCUUGUGUUUGCUUUGACCUCUUAUCAGCUCUUGUGAUGUUUACCUUUGGUUUUAGUGACUGUUGCGAUUACUCUUGUCAUAGUUUAUUGAACUCAACUGAAAAUAUGUUCGAUUUUAUGUUUUGGCUAGAUUUUUGUGUUUCUUGCACAGUUGGUCAUGGUUGUUCAAGAGCUGGACAGUGUCUUGUAACUGAUAGUUCACAAUCCAGGAAAUUAUUUCUUACCUUUUGAACAACUGACUGUUGUACUGGUUUUGCCAUUAUUUUCUUUUCCUUCAAACUAAAGUUAUUUCACUUCAGGCAAUUGUUGUAACAGGCAAUUGUUGUAACAAUCCUAUCUUUGCUCUGUGUUUUUCCCAGUUGAUUUGCACAUGCUGGCAUGUGUAUCUUUGGUGCUGGCACCAUUAAUUUCAAAGGAAGAGUUAUGCUAAUUUAUUUUUUAUUGAUUAAGUUUUUACAUUGGUUGAGUUAUAAGUGCUAAGUUGGUAAGGUGAGGGUUAUAUGUGCAGUUUAUUAGUUACUGGGUAGUAAAGCGUUGUUGUUAUAUUGGUGUCAAUAAAGUGGAGGA